Messenger RNA from Verticillium dahliae VdLs.17, 1746 nucleotides. RefSeq names its product metalloreductase. The record is from RefSeq and is a predicted model, not a curated record. The coding region runs from base 1 to 1746 and encodes 581 amino acids. Gene Ontology annotation, biological process: iron ion transport; intracellular iron ion homeostasis; copper ion import. The transcript has 2 exons. Lineage: Eukaryota; Fungi; Ascomycota; Sordariomycetes; Glomerellales; Plectosphaerellaceae. Gene Ontology annotation, molecular function: ferric-chelate reductase activity. Gene Ontology annotation, cellular component: plasma membrane.
AUGUCAUCUUCGGGAGAAACUCGUCGCAACAGCCUGGUGGAGAGCACGGUUCAGCCGUCGGAAAGCUCGGUCACGAUCCAGGGAACGGCAACUCCUCCUGAAGCCGGUAAAGACGAAGGAGCAGAAGGCGAGCGAAAACCUCUGCUGGGAUAUCCGCACAAGUCUACAGCCCUGUCACCCUCCUCUCGACCAGGGCCUUGGGCCCUCGUCUCAUCCUUGCUUGCCUAUCAACCUCGGCGGGUCCCCUUCGUCAACAAGCCGCUCCCAUCAAACGGCACUUCGCUCUUCGUUCUUUGCUUCCUGGGAAUCAAUGUCUUUUUCCAGUUUUACCAUGCUCCGCUCGUUGGCAAUCUCCUCUUCGCCUUUGCCGACCGAGCCGGUUGCAUGUUCGUCGUCAACCUGCCACUGCUGUAUCUCUUGGCCGCCAAGAACCAGCCCCUGAAACAUCUGACGGGCCAGUCUUACGAGGCCCUCAACAUAUUUCACCGUCGUGUCGGCGAGCUGCUCUGCCUGCUGGCGGCGGUGCACUUUGGCGGCAUGAUUGCCUUUCAGUUCUUCAAGCCCGAGUGGCUCAUGCGCGGCACCUUCUGGGCCUUCCUGCAGCACCGCCUCGUGCUCCUCGGCAUCGGCGCCUUUGUCUCGUACGAACUGCUGUACCUGACGUCGCUGGGCAGUGUCCGGCAGAGAUGGUACGAACUGUUCCUGGCAUGCCAUGUCCUUCUGCAGAGUACGGCCCUCGUCUUCCUCUGGCUCCACUACCACACGGCGAGGCCCUAUGUCACGGCGGCCUUGGUCAUCUUCGCCGUCGAUCGGCUCGUCUGGCGGCUGCUUAUCAAGCAGGCGACGCUGUCAGCAGACCUCACCGUGCUGCCAGACGGCGACACGAUUCUGCUCUCCGCCAAUUGGGACAUGGCGCCGGCGACAGCGUUGCAGAGGGGCAUCAAGGCUGGGUGGAAGCCGACGGACCAUGUGUUCCUGACGGUCCCCGCCCUCGGUCGCACGCAUGCCCUGCAAACACACCCCUUUACCAUUGCAUCAGCUGCACCAUCAUCUACCGGCAGCAGCAGUAGCAGCAGCAGCAGCGGCAACAGCGGGAAUGAGGCUCGUCGUGGUGCUGCCGGCGGCACUCCCCAUGCAUGGCUCAAACUAUUAAUUCGUGCGCAUAGUGGCUUUACCAGGGACCUCCUCUACUACGCGCACAGGCACAGGACGGUAUCAGUGCGCGUCGAUGGGCCGUACGGGUCCUCGCACGCCAUGGACACGCUGCGAUCGGGAGAUGAUGUGAUCCUCGUCGCCGGCGGUUCCGGCAUCGCCGUCACCUUUCCCCUGGCCUGGGCCCUGCUUAAGGAUCACCAAGAGGACGAGGAGCGAGGCCGGGAUGUGCCGCCGGCAAGCCUGCUGCUCGAGUCGGGCGGCGACGAGGGCAAGGAUGCUGCGCGGAGAGUGCGUCUGCUGUGGAUCAUCCACUCUGACGAGCACCGGUAUUGGGUGCCCGGAUCACUGCUCGACGACCUCGUCGCGGCCGGCCUGCACCUCGUCGUGUCGCGUCCCACGGCCGUGGCCGGGCGACCGGAUGUGCAGGGCCACGUGCAGAGCUGGAUCAGGGAGGCAGACGCCGACGGGCGGCAAACCCGCGUGCUCGUCUCGGGGCCGGAUGGUCUCAAUCGGGAUGUGAGGAAUACGUGCUCGCAGGCCAUGUGGGGUGGCUCCGACGUUGGCGUCGUCGUAGAGAAAUUCGGCUGGUAG